Molecule: messenger RNA, 1119 nt
Organism: Aspergillus melleus
Lineage: Eukaryota; Fungi; Ascomycota; Eurotiomycetes; Eurotiales; Aspergillaceae
Gene: BUD16
Product: pyridoxal kinase
Exons: 6
Coding region: 1-1119 (372 amino acids)
Biological process (GO): pyridoxal 5'-phosphate salvage
Cellular component (GO): cytosol
Molecular function (GO): pyridoxal kinase activity
Source: RefSeq, a predicted model, not a curated record
AUGUCUGCAGAGCCAUUGGUCCCCGAGACGAGGGUCCUGGCUGUCGCAAGUCAUGUGGUCUAUGGCUAUGUCGGCAAUAAGAUGGCAACGCUUGUCAUGCAAUCCUUGGGCUGCGACGUCUCCCCCUUGAACACGGUUCAUUUCAGUAAUCAUGCUGGCUAUCGACAACUUAAGGGAACCAGAGCUACUGCCGAUGAGAUUACUGCUCUCUACGAGGGUCUAUGCCAGAGCCACCUGACGGACUUCGAUGUCAUGCUGUCGGGAUACACGCCCAGCGCCGCCGCCGUCGAGGCCGUCGGAGCCAUUGGACAGGAUCUUCAGCGCAAAGCCGAGAAGAAGCCCGGUUCUUUCUUCUGGGUGUUGGAUCCCGUCAUGGGGGAUCUGGGUCGCCUCUACGUCAAUGACGAUGUGGUCCCGGCCUACAAGAAAACCAUCCAUCAUGCCGAUUUGAUUCUCCCCAAUCAAUUCGAGGCAGAAGUUCUCUCCGGGAUCAAGAUCACCUCUCUCAGCACCCUUGCCGAAGCCAUCACCGCUAUUCACGCAACCUACAACGUCCCCCACGUCAUCAUCACCUCUGUCCAACUAUCCAAGCUUCCCGAAUCACCAUCGGUAGCUGCAGCACCUUCCCCCAACAACUUGACUGUCAUCGGCUCCACCACGAAAUCCGACGGUUCGCCACGGCUCUUCCGCGUCGAUGUCCCUGCUAUAGACUGCUUUUUCUCCGGAACUGGCGAUAUGUUUGCCGCUUUGACCGUCGCCCGGCUGCGGGAGGCGGUCUUCGCUGCGGGUCCUGAUUUACGAACAACCAAGUCCUGGGUCUCGCCGGACGAUGUCAAACCUGCGGACCUCCCUCUCGCCCAGUCCACCGUGAAAGUACUAGCAAGCAUGCACAGCGUGCUGGAGAAGACCAUGGAGGCGCGCAAUGCCGAACUGCUCGCCACGGCCGGCCAGGUCGACGAACAGCUUGGCGCGGAGGACAAACAGAAGCAGGAACAUCUACGACACACCAAGGCCGCUGAAGUUCGACUGGUGCGGAACGUGCAAUAUCUGCGCGAUCCGGUGGUCGAGUUCAAGGUGCAGGAAUGGAGGACGGAGGAUCUCCCUGCGCAGCUUCGAUAA